AGUAAAGACACAAACUGUUUUUGCAGGAAAAAGCCAAUCUUCCUUAAUUUCAUUUCACACCCUUUAUUUAUCUCCCCUCUUAAAAACUCCCUCUAAAAACUCCACUUCACAAAACUCUCUCACACUUCAUCAAUGGAGGAUUCUACACUGAACUCACAUCUCUCACCUUACACCCUUCUUUUCAAAGCUCUAUCUCUAAUACCCUUUACUCAUUAUCUUCUCUUCAUUCUAAUCACACUCUCAAUCAUCCUCUACAACUUCCUAGAAAUUCAUUUCUUUCAUGAUUUAUUGUUCACCUUCUUUAAUGGUGAUCCUGUCACUCUCACAUGUAAUUUUUCAUCUCAGCUUUAUCAAUCUGUUGGUUCUAAGUGCAAGGUUCUUCAUGGAAGGUUUUCUUCAACUCCUUGGCUGUGUAGUCCUCAUCUUCAAACUGGUUUCUUGAGUUUUUGUGGGAAUUCUCCCGAUUUUGUUUAUAAAAGGCGUUUGUUUAAGGCUAGUGAUGGAGGAACAAUUGCUUUGGAUUGGCUUAGUUAUUCUGAUAUUGUUGACCAAGGUGUUUCUUAUAAGAGUGAUGAUGUUCUACAAGACGAUAAGGCUCCGAUUGUGAUAGUGAUUCCUGGAUUAACUAGUGAUUCUGCUUCUGCUUAUAUAAAGCAUCUCGUUUUUGCAAUGGCAAAGAAGGGUUGGAAUGUGGUUGUAAGUAAUCACAGGGGAUUGGGAGGCGUAUCAAUGACUUCUGAUUGCUUCUAUAAUGCUGGGUGGACAGAGGAUUUACGAAUUAUCAUUGAUCAUGUUCAUUGUCUAUAUCCAGAAGCUCCCCUAUAUGCUGUUGGAACUAGCAUUGGCUCCAAUAUUUUGGUAAAAUAUCUUGGAGAGGAUGGAAUUAAUGUUCCUCUUGUUGGUGCUGCUUCUAUCUGCUCUACUUGGGACCUUUUGAUAUGCGACAGGUUCAUCAAUCGUAGACUUGCACAGAAAUUUUAUAAUAGAGUGCUAGCUACUGGCCUUCAAGGUUUUGCGCAGUUGCAUCAUUCCAUCUUGUCUCGUUUAGUAGAUAGCGACAUCCUCAAGCUGUCUCGGUCAGUAAGGGACUUUGACAAGCAUGCUACUCGAGUCCUUGCCAAGUAUGAGACUGUGGAUACGUAUUACAGGCGUUCUAGCUGUGUGAAUGUUUUGGGUAAUGUAUCAGUGCCUCUUAUUUGUGUGAGUGCCCUGGAUGACCCAGUUUGCACGAAGGAAGCCAUCCCAUGGGAUGAGUGUAGGGCAAAUGAGAACAUUAUCCUGGCUACCACAGAGCACGGAGGGCAUCUAGCAUACUUUGAGGGCAUAACUGCAAAUAGCAUAUGGUGGGUGAGAGCUGUUGAUGAAUAUUUUGAUGUCCUUCACUCUAGCCCAUUGAGAAACAGAAGAAAGAAGGCGGAAGCAUCCAGCUUGCCUGUUCCGCAUGAAUCUUCAAUCGAUCAAGCGCCUUACGUGAAUGUCACAGAUGGUGGGAUGGUAACUGCAAUAGGCGGCAACACACAAGCUGAUGAAGCAGAAGAGGAACAUGAGGAUGCUAUUAGAAAGGAUGAAGAACCCGUUUCCGAGAUAGAAAACAGCGCUAACAAGACGGAAAAAACAGAUUCAAGAAUUGAUCUGAAACGGCCAUCAGUUCAAAAUCUGAAUGAUCUGUUUGUUUUUGUAAAAAGAAACUUAGUUCAGCUUGGACGACAGAGUAGAGUUUCAAUCUGGCUGCUUGCAUACAUUGCUGUCGUAACAACUUGGCCAGUGAUGGGUUCAUCUAUUUUCUUGUUCAUCAAGAAAAGGUUCAAGAACAUCAAUACUCCUUCAAGACUGCUCAGAAGAUAAGAUAGCACACAAAAUCAGGUUCUUUAUUUGUUUUUAUUUUUUACCAUACAAAUUGUAGACAUUUGAUGGAUUAUGUCAUUAUAAUUUUGUCAGAAUAAAGCCAAGUUGUACCAGUUUCGAAACCAUAAUAAAUAUGCCAAUUUCAGCUCA
This is a messenger RNA of Mercurialis annua (annual mercury), 1995 nucleotides long. RefSeq lists its product as uncharacterized. The record is from RefSeq and is a predicted model, not a curated record. Gene Ontology annotation, molecular function: monoacylglycerol lipase activity; short-chain carboxylesterase activity. The transcript is spliced from 14 exons. The coding region runs from base 133 to 1845 and encodes 570 amino acids. Lineage: Eukaryota; Viridiplantae; Streptophyta; Magnoliopsida; Malpighiales; Euphorbiaceae.